AGUCCAAGUUCCAAUUACGUGGCAACAGAUGAGUUUGGCCCUAACUCCCAUCUUCUUCAAUUCGCGGAGUUCACGAGGUCCAGUUCCCAAACCUCUCUCUUUCUCGAGAAGACCUCAAUUCAUAAUCACUUGCAUUGAUUGAUUAUUUGAGCUCUACAUACAAGCAGCAUUGCAGUUUUACAGCGAAAUGAUGUGGAUUACGAGAUCUAUACGGCGUUCGUUGAUGCUGCCCCACUCUCAUGCUGCCAGUUAUUCGACGGCGCUGACGUCAGUGGCGGCGGUCGAAGCUGAGAGGAGUAUAAGAGAAGGGCCGAGAAAUGACUGGAGUAGACCAGAAAUUAAGUCCAUUUAUGAUUCUCCUGUCCUCGAUCUCCUCUUUCAUGCCGCUCAAGUUCAUAGACAUGCUCACAACUUCAGGGAAGUGCAGCAGUGUACUCUUCUUUCUAUUAAGACUGGUGGGUGCAGUGAAGAUUGUUCAUAUUGUCCCCAGUCAUCCAGAUAUAAUACUGGCCUGAAAGCACAAAAGCUUAUGAAUUCGGAUGCCGUUCUGGAGGCAGCUAAAAAGGCAAAAGAGGCUGGUAGCACUCGAUUUUGUAUGGGUGCUGCAUGGAGAGACACAAUAGGAAGGAAGACCAAUUUCAACCAGAUCCUAGAGUAUGUGAAGGAAAUAAGGGGUAUGGGUAUGGAGGUCUGCUGCACCUUGGGAAUGCUGGAGAAGCAACAAGCAUUAGAACUCAAGAAAGCAGGUCUUACAGCUUAUAACCAUAACCUUGACACCUCAAGAGAGUACUACCCUAAUAUUAUAACUACAAGAACCUACGAUGAACGCCUGCAAACCCUUGAGCAUGUUCGUGAAGCAGGGAUCAAUGUUUGUUCAGGAGGAAUAAUUGGGCUUGGAGAAGCAGAAGAGGACCGAGUUGGUUUGUUACAUACUCUGGCUACUCUUCCAACACACCCUGAGAGUGUUCCCAUUAAUGCACUGCUCGCAGUAAAAGGCACUCCCCUGGAAGAUCAAAAGCCAGUUGAGAUAUGGGAGAUGAUUAGGAUGAUUGCAACAGCCCGGAUUAUAAUGCCGAAGGCAAUGGUCAGGCUUUCAGCUGGUAGAGUUCGGUUCUCCAUUCCCGAGCAGGCCCUCUGCUUUCUUGCUGGCGCAAAUUCUAUCUUCACCGGAGAGAAGCUGUUGACAACUCCCAACAACGAUUAUGACGCUGAUCAGUAUAUGUUCAAGCUGCUUGGACUAAUUCCAAAAGCCCCAGAUUUCUCACAGAACUCUGGAAAAGAUUUUGAAUCUGAAAAUAUUGAAGUGGCUGCUUCUAGUUCAGGUUGAGAAUGCCUGGAGGGAGCACUGUUGAUUGUUCCAGUGUGUUUCUUUUACCUAGAUUACUCUUACGCAGUGCUCUCAUCUUAUUUUAUGGAUUGCUACUGUAUGAUUAAGCUGAUAUAAAAUGUAAUUUCAUAACGUCCUCACAUGUAGGCUGAAUUCUUUUUUCACGUGCA
Molecule: messenger RNA, 1497 nt
Organism: Olea europaea var. sylvestris
Lineage: Eukaryota; Viridiplantae; Streptophyta; Magnoliopsida; Lamiales; Oleaceae
Product: biotin synthase, mitochondrial
Exons: 6
Coding region: 188-1327 (379 amino acids)
Biological process (GO): biotin biosynthetic process
Cellular component (GO): mitochondrion
Molecular function (GO): 2 iron, 2 sulfur cluster binding; biotin synthase activity
Source: RefSeq, a predicted model, not a curated record